This is a messenger RNA of Spea bombifrons (plains spadefoot toad), 1556 nucleotides long. RefSeq names its product DENN domain containing 11 (gene DENND11). The transcript is spliced from 9 exons. NCBI's taxonomy places the organism in Eukaryota, Metazoa, Chordata, Amphibia, Anura, Pelobatidae. Bases 7 to 1314 code for a protein of 435 amino acids. Gene Ontology annotation, cellular component: cytoplasm. The record is from RefSeq and is a predicted model, not a curated record.
AGCGGAAUGGCCGGGCGGACGGACCGGGCGCCGCUGCUGGACUGGGCCGAGGGGCCGGGGUUGAGUCCGGCUCCGGAGGCUGAGCAGGGAGAUCGGCAGCGGGGGUACGGAGCGGGCUGGGGUCGAAGGCCGAUCCAGGAGCUCUCCCCGGUACCUCAGCUGGAGGAUGACCACAUCGUGGCCGUGUUUGUGGUGACUUUCGACCCCCGCAGCGGGAAUAUUGUGGAAUGGUGCCGGCCUCAAGAGAUCGAUCUGGAGGGGGUGGAGUUCAAAUCAAUGGCCAGUGGAUCCCAUCGCGUCCAAUCAGAUUUCAUUUAUUUCCGUAAAGGCGGCUUCUUCGGCCUGGCGUGCUUCGCCAACAUGCCCGUGGAGAGCGAGCUGGAGCGCGGGGCGCGCAUGAAGUCCGUGGGGAUCCUGUCCCCCUCUUACACCCUCUUGUACCGAUACAUGCACUUUCUGGAGAACCAAGUCCGGCAUCAGCUGGAGAUCCCGGGACACUAUACCCCCCUGGAGGCUUUCUAUGAGGACAAGAAGGGGGUCCUGCCGGUGGGAGUGAACGCACAGAACUACCAGCCCCCAAUCCCCUGGCUGCCAUCCAUACACAAACACCUCUAUCCCGAGAUGAGGAUCACCCACCCCGCGGGCUGCAUGUCGCAGUUCAUUAAGUUCUUCGGGGAACAAAUCUUUGUGCUCUGGAAAUUCGCCCUUCUGCGGAAGCGAAUCCUGAUCUUCUCCCCGCCCCCUGUGGGCGUGGUCUGCUACAGAGUGUACUGCUGCUGCUGUCUGGCCAACGUUACUCUGCCGGGGAUCGGAAUGACGGCCCCUGAGUCCAAACCGUUCUUCUACGUGAACGUGGCGGAUAUAGACGUGCUGGAUGGGGAAGUUUCCUACGUGGCGUGUACCACGGAGAAGAUCUUUGAGCACAAGCCGGAUCUCUACGACGUCUACGUGGACAACCAAAACGUGAAGACUCACCUGGACCACCUGCAGCCGCUCCUGCGGGUCAACGGCGCCGACAAGGAGAAGUACCGGCGGCUCAACGACCAGAGGCAGCUGCUGAUGUACACGCAGGAGGUGGACGGGGACUGCGGCUCCUGCGAGGAGGACCUCUUCAUACUGUUCUUCAUGGAGCAGAACAACAGAAUAUUCCAGAUCCUGCUGGAAGUGGCAUCGAGCCAGGACAAGACCCUGACGGCCGAUCACGCCCGCAGCAUGGGGCUCGACCCCCAGGGCGACCGCAGCUUCCUCAUGGACCUGCUGGAUGUCUACGGUUUUGACCUCAUGCUGGUCAUCGACAACCCCUGCUGCCCGUGACUCCGGAUCACCCCCGGCUCUUGGCCCCUGCUGCCCGUGACUCCGGAUCCCGCGUGGCCCUCGGCUCGACCCCCUGCUGCCCGUGACUCCGGAUCCCGCGUGGCCCUCGGCUCGACCCCCUGCUGCCCGUGACUCCGGAUCCUGCGCGGCCCUCGGCUCGACCCCUGCUGCCCGUGACUCCGGAUCUCGUGUCUUGUAAAUAACCCUCGGAUGUGAUGCCCACUGUGACGGAGCUCCGGCUC